Messenger RNA from Helicoverpa zea (corn earworm), 2997 nucleotides. RefSeq names its product carboxylesterase 1E. Bases 168 to 2840 code for a protein of 890 amino acids. Gene Ontology annotation, molecular function: signaling receptor activity; neurexin family protein binding. NCBI's taxonomy places the organism in Eukaryota, Metazoa, Arthropoda, Insecta, Lepidoptera, Noctuidae. The record is from RefSeq and is a predicted model, not a curated record. Gene Ontology annotation, cellular component: synapse; postsynaptic membrane; cell surface. The transcript has 5 exons. Gene Ontology annotation, biological process: postsynaptic membrane assembly; modulation of chemical synaptic transmission; chemical synaptic transmission.
GACAAAAUAACCGUCAAUUUAUACAAUUUCAAAUUUCGAAAUGGACCGCCAUUUUAAUUUUAACGACUCCGAACAGCCGUUCCUUUUUUUAAAAUAAAAUGGAAUUCAAAUUCAAAUCUGUGCUGCCAGUUACUGUAAAAUAAAGUGUGUACUAUUUUCAAAUAAAAAUGAUUCGUUUAUUAGUGUUGUUGCUGCAAAUGACUCUAGUUUUGUCGGCGAGGGAGCCUAAGCAAAUUACUUUAGCAAAUCAAGGGACGAUAUCGGGAAUGUAUAUCACGAGAUUCCGGACGAAAAGAAUAGCGGCGUACGUUGGAAUACCUUACGCGCAGCCCCCAAUUGAGUUCAGAAGGUUUUUGCCCCCUGAAUAUACUUCUCUGCCUCAGUGGGAAGGUGUGAGGAAUGCUACCAUAUUUGCACCGGACUGUAUGCAAAGUGACCCUAAGAAGGAAGAUGUGCAAUACCCUUUGAAGAAACAUGAUGAUUUGUUCAUGAAGCUUCUGGAAUCUCAAAUGGAGGAUAAGAGGAAGAAGGAAUACUCUGAGGAUUGUCUGUUUCUGAACGUGUAUGUGCCUGACGAUUUCAAAGUGGAAGACUAUCCAGUCAUCGUUUGGUUCCACGGCGGAGACUUCGUGCGCGGCAGCCCCAACAGUGUCAAUCCCUUCCAAAUGGUGCUAAAACAAAGGGUCAUAUUCGUGUCAGUGGCAUACCGGCUGAACAUAUUCGGAUUCUUCUCAACCCUUGAUAACGAGGCUUCGGGCAACUUCGGUCUUCUCGACCAGGUAGCAUCACUGACAUGGGUCAAGAACAACAUAGAAAAUUUCGGAGGAGAUCCCGAAAACGUCUGCAUCAUGGGUCAUGACGCUGGAGCUGUGAGCGUCACCCUCCAUUUAAUAUCUUCGUACUCUGCCGGACUCUUCCAAAAGGCUAUUGCAAUGAGUGGAAACGCAUUAUCAUCAGACUCCGUCAACAUAGCAAGGAAAGAAAAAGUGACAGUCGACAAAGUAGCAGUCGCAUUCAGUUGUUUCCGAAAUCCAACUUACCAAUUACUGGAUUGUUUAAGAAGAGUUCCCGAUCAAGCGCUGCUAGAUAUCGCAGGGCCACUGGCUGAAUGGAAACCUAUUGUAGAUGGCGGUUUCAGUAACAUAACCAGUCCUUUCCUACCAGAAAUGCCAGCGGUUUCGUUCAAAGAAGAGGUCUUUUCACCAGUGCCACUCUUAGCAGGCUACACGAAUAUGGAAGAUGGGCUGUUAUUAGAAAAAGAUGAAAAUGGAGAUUCUGGUAUCAGUCAAAGAGAAUUCGAUUCUAUGAGAGAAGAAAUUAUCCUUUCUGACAUCACUAUAGACAACAGUUCGUGUUUCACCAAUCAGCAUCACAUACAAGACGCAGUAGCGUUCUUUUAUAAGCCCAUACCACAUACUACAAAUGAGACGGUUUUAAGAAAGCUUUUUGUGGACUUUUACACGGAUAAAACUCACGGCGCCACGACGUAUCAGCUAGCAAGACAUAUUUGCCCGCACGCGCCCGUUUUUCUUUACCGAUUCGAUCUCAAACCCUUUUCGGACAUAGCUAAUGAAGGUCUGCCAGAUUGGAUCGGCGUUCCGCACAAUUUCGAUUUGAUUUACACUUUUGGGAUGCCCUAUUUAGCACUACCUGAGGAUCUUAGUAAAUGGGACUAUCGAGACAAAAGCAUCUCGGAAAUCAUAAUGCGAAUGUGGUCCAAUUUCGCUUGGUACUCAAACCCCACUAAUUCAGGGGUAAUUAUAGAUUGGCAAUCUUAUGAAUUAGAACGGCCAGGUUAUUUGAUCAUUGACAGAGCAAAUUUUACGAUGAGCACCCCGGCAACGGUUAAUUACAAAGCUUUUGAGUUUUGGACGGACUUUUACCCAAAAGUUGUUGAAAUUGGGACAAAGUGUUGCAAGGAAAUAUCGGAUGAUUCAGGCGCGACCGUGGUGUUGAUGACGUCAGCAAUCGUGGCGGGUCAACGACCUUUCUUCGCGGGCUCCAAACCCAUUGGAUUCCCUGAGACUCCUAACAGGACUACUACGACACCUGAUCCUCUUGAUAAUCGUUUCGGCGAAGGCACAACCCAAAGACUGCCUAUAGAAGCAAAUGGCGACCGCGACCUCAUUGACAGACUGAGCAAACUACCCAUAGACAAGCAGCCCUUCUGGUUCAUCAACUGGCAAGCCUUAGAAGCCAAUAGGAAGGACCCUCAAACCUACCCACAGAGACCUAGUGUUUUUGUGGACCCCGUACCUUCAAGCGGCAACGGUCUUGGUGAUCGAUUCUCUGACACAGGACUCACUUCUAAUGUUAAUCCACCAGUUUCCAGUCAAUCUAAUAACAAUGGGAAUUCAAAUUCCAAUGUCGGGUUUGGCAGUGGACAGUUUAGUCAAGCGUCAGCGAGUGCAUCCAGUCAAUCCAGUAAUAAUUUCAAUUCUAACCCUGGAUUUGGUGGCUUUGGGCAAAUUGCCCCAGCGGCACCAAGUAUCCCCAAUCAACCAAGUUUUAAUCCCAAUUUCGGUUCAAAUGACAAGAACAACCAAGUUGCACAAACUACGGUUGUUUCACCAACUCUAGCCAGUUCUUACAAUCCCAAUUUUGAUUCAAAUCAUGGUUUCUAUGAUAUUAGUGGUCAGUAUAUUCAAACGCCACCCAUUGUGCCAUAUCAACCCAGUAACAAUUUCAAUUCCAAUGCUGGGUCGGGGAACAAAAAUGGUCAGUUAGUGCAAACAACACAAAGAUACCCGUGGAAUGCUUUCACGUCAACAAACUCACAGUUUAACAGAUAUCCCGAAUAUAAUACUCAAAGGGCCAACACUAAGAACACUGGCCACUAAUAAUUGUAUAAGUAAUUAUUUAUUGAACAAAAACAAGCAUUUAAUUUAAUAAAACAUGUUUAUUGACUUUUUUAAAUAAAUAAAACUUAAUUACUAAGCGUAACCUUAUUACUAAAACCUCAUAAGAUUGAAUAUAAAUAAAAAUAGUAAAAUGCAA